AUGUCGGAGAUAGAUGAGCAAGAUGUUCUAGAUGUUUUUCAGACCCACGAUAGGCGCAAGAGGGUGUACAAUAGUCUGGAGAGAAAGGAAAUAGACCCUUUCAAAGAAGAAUAUUUUGCGGCAACAUCUAAUCUUGAACGCAAACAGGUUGUAUGCAAGAUUCUCCCUAAACUAUUUAAUAUUUGGGUUACGACAGGAAGUAGACGUCUGUCUGCAACUCAGGAAUUUGCACAAAAAGAGGCAAAGCGGCUACUUGGUUGGAUUCGGAAUAAUUGGAGAGCACCUCAACCAACCGGUGCUGAACUCAAGGGGGAAAAGCACAAGCGUACUACUGUGCUAUGGCGAACCCGACCCGACGAUGUCUAUAAGGAAAUUGCCUCAAUCCUUGGACUUGAACAUGCCGACAGUACUACACCUUUGGCAUUUGAAACCCGCUCCCGUGCGAUGGGCAAUAUUAUUAGCCGCAUGACUCCGCAAGAAAAACGAGCUCUGGAUAGGGAAGCGGAAACAUUGAAUACAGUUGAGUAUACGGACGAGCAGAAACUAAAGAGGGGGAACAAAUAUGCUUUUAAGAGGCUUGAUGAGGCUGCUACUGUUCAUUGGGCAGAAAUGGGUUUGAUGAAUAUAACAUUUGUUGCAAGGCUCAAUGAAUCGGGCCAGCUCUCUGUCCGAGUUCAUGAUCAAGUUGCUAGUACACUUGGUGUUGUCUCCACUCUGUUUGAGGACCAGAAGCCCGAUGAAGUCACCCAAAUGAAGAGGAUGGUUGCUACAUAUGUUCGUGGGUUGUUAAAUGCUAGAGACAGAAUACGGAAUGGGACCCGCAAUGAAAACACUACUGAAAUAUCUAUCCUUGACCAAGAUCCCGACGGAUUUCCGCUUUUGCCAUCCAACUUUGAUGCAAGUAAAUACAACAAGGAACAGUUGGAAGAGUUGUAUCGUAUGUAUAUGGGGCAGAACUACUUUUUAGCCACCAAUGGCCGUUCUAAACAUGCACCAUUUAAUGCUCUUCAUGAAUAUCAGUCAACAUUUAUUUCACCAGAAUAUUUACCCCCAAAGGUCCGCCUUAAUGCACCCCGCUCAGUCAGUUUAGAUGACCUCCGACGUAUCAUGGACCACAUUUACGCCCGACAAGAAAUAUUUCCACCCAGCCAGGUCUUCCGCUUCCGCAAGGUAAAAAAAUUUAGGAAGGGGGAUGAAACUACCCCAACAAAUUACCCCGACGAAGACUUUCAAUCUGAUGCAGAGAAGCGCCGGGUUCCACCUAAAAAACCAAAAAAAGCAGCUAAAAAGAAGAAUACUGCCGCACCUACGAAACCCGCACCUCUUGAAUCUGCACCACUCCGCAUUGAAGACAUGCAAGGUGCUUCUCAAUUGGUGUCCUUUGAUAGUUUUCAGCCAGUAGAAGCGCCCUCAAAAGCACCACCUCCACCACCUCACACAAAGAUCAAUAUGCAGGAUAUUGACCCAGUUUUUAUUCUGGAGCCUGGGCGGCAUACCAACAAAAACAAAUCUUCCCGACCCAAACCACGUCCGAGAAAAAAGCCAACCACUCCCGAUGAGAUUGCACAGGCUGAAGAGUCAAGACGUUUAUUGGAAGAGGCGCGGCAGAUCGAGGCAUCAUUGCAUAUACCAGCACAUGCAGAUAAGCAAGCAGAAAGUUCAGGUGUGCGAAGAAAGCAUAGAGAGGUAGAUGAGGACCUUAUUCUCUCUGGAAAGCGGGUACGCCGUCAAAGACAAAGAAGCCAUUAG
Molecule: messenger RNA, 1749 nt
Organism: Psilocybe cubensis
Lineage: Eukaryota; Fungi; Basidiomycota; Agaricomycetes; Agaricales; Agrocybaceae
Exons: 6
Coding region: 1-1749 (582 amino acids)
Source: RefSeq, a predicted model, not a curated record